AUGUUUCUAAAGAUACAUUUAUUUCGUUCUUGAGCAUUUGAAACUACAAACUACUGCAUUACUGUUAAGUGAGAAUUAGCAGACUAUUGGUUCGCGUGUGUUUAAUUUGCAUAACGAACCAAGACAUCCUGCGCCGACGUCUCAGAAAUGAAAUUCAGGUGCAAGCCAUCCUUCCUUGCGUUUCAGGAAGCUGAGCUCUUGCAGCAGCUCGUCUGCCCAACUGGGGGCGGCAACAAACCAGUAACUCACUCCAAGAAGUGUAGGUGGGAGGAGAGAUUCGCGUUUACAUUCUUUUUGACUCUACCCAGUUUCCGUAGCGCCUUAGCCCGCUCGAGUUUCAAUGCGCGCUGUUGCUGGACGAAGCUGAGUCCCAUAUCCCGCCCGCUGCUCUUCUGAUCAUGACUUCUCCGAGUUCCUUCACCUACUUUUGCCCUCCAUCUUCCUCCCCUGUCUGGCCAGAAUCGCUGUACAGUCUGAGGCCGGAACACGCGCGGGAGCGGCUGCAGGACGACUCGGUGGAAACAGUCACGUCCAGAGAACAGGCCAAAGUAGAAGAAAAGAUCCAGGAAAUCUUCAACUGUUACAAGUUCAACCACCUUGUCCCGAGGCUUAUUUUGCAGAGGGAGAAGCACUUCCAUUAUCUGAAAAGAGGCCUUCGACAGUUGACUGAUGCCUACGAGUGUCUGGAUGCCAGCCGCCCGUGGCUCUGCUACUGGAUCCUGCACAGCCUGGAGCUCCUCGACGAGCCUAUCCCCCAGACAGUGGCGGCAGAUGUGUGUCAGUUCCUGGAGCUGUGCCAGAGCCCAGACGGGGGCUUCGGAGGGGGCCCUGGUCAGCACCCGCACCUCGCGCCCACGUACGCAGCCGUCAACGCCCUGUGCAUCAUCGGCACGGAGGAGGCGUACGACGUCAUCAACAGAGAGAAGCUUCUGCAGUACCUGUACUCGCUGAAGCAGCCCGACGGCUCUUUCCUCAUGCACGUUGGAGGUGAGGUGGACGCCAGAAGUGCGUACUGUGCCGCCUCGGUGGCCUCUCUGACGAACAUCACCACUCCAGACCUCUUUGAGGGCACCGCUGAGUGGAUAGCCAGGUGUCAGAACUGGGAAGGUGGCAUUGGGGGGGUCCCGGGUAUGGAAGCGCAUGGUGGCUACACUUUCUGCGGCCUGGCUGCACUGGUGAUCCUCAAGAAGGAAUACUACUUGAACUUGAAGAGCUUAUUGCACUGGGUAACGAGCCGGCAGAUGCGAUUCGAAGGUGGAUUCCAGGGCCGCUGCAACAAGCUGGUGGACGGCUGCUACUCCUUCUGGCAGGCCGGGCUCCUGACGCUGCUCCACCGCGCACUGCACGCUCAAGGCGACCCCGCCCUCGGCAUGAGCCGCUGGAUGUUCCACCAGCAGGCCCUGCAGGAGUACCUGCUCAUGUGCUGCCAGUGUCCCACCGGGGGCCUUCUGGACAAGCCCGGCAAGUCGCGUGACUUCUACCACACCUGCUACUGCCUCAGCGGCCUCUCCAUCGCCCAGCACUUCGGCAGCGGAGCCAUUCUGCACGACGUGGUGAUGGGUGUGCCCGAAAACGCUCUGCAGCCCACGCAUCCUGUGUACAACAUUGGACCUGACAAGGUGAUCCAGGCCACCACGUACUUCCUGCAGAAGCCGGUCCCUGGCUUCGAGGAGCCUGAGGAUGAGGGGACAGCUGAGACUCCAAGCCACUAGAGGAUCCAGGCCGAGCUCUGUGCGCCCCACUUCCCACUCAGACAAGGUUUCAUGUUCGGUACAUAGUGCGUUCUUUGCUCCAAAGCCUUAGCUGUUGUGGAGCUGUGGUUUUCUUUGUCCUCUCCUGUCAAAACAAAGCCACUGGCUCUUGGUUUGGAGUAAAUAGUGGCGAGGUUCUUAAAAAUUCUUUUCAUCCCUAUCAAAACAAAAACCUGCCCACCUGCCCGUGCAGCGAGGUGGGGAGCAGUGCAUGCUGGGAGGAAGCCGCCCCUCCCACUGGCCCUCCAACCUGGGUAGCCACACAGAAACAGACGGUGUCUGAGUGUCACAGCAUGCAGCGCCAUUGCUGUGACUCCCAUCUGCACGGCCGUGUUAAAUCUCCAGAUGGGAACCCUCCCAGGGUGGAAAUCAGGCCGCUUCCUGCUGAGGUGUGGGGCUCUGGUGCCCACAAAACGCAUUCCCUGGAAAAGACUGUGUUGGGGCUCAUUUAGGAGGUGCUUCUGCCUCUCACCUUCCACCCUAGUCAUUUUCAAGGGACAGGAGCUGAGGUGGAGGGACGAAUGUCUCCCUGAGUUGAGAGUCACUCCCCUGCAGAACUGGAGAUCUGAGCCCGGCACCUCUCCAAGGCCGAGCGAGGGCACAGGCAGACUUGCUUCGGCCCAGGUGUGGUGACUUAGACCUGGGAGACCAGUUAUGGGUAGAAAUGCCCCCUGGUUCCACCCUUGGCCAGAGGAAGCAGCCCCUGUGCGUCCGCCCAUCGUGUACCGAGAACGUCCCCCAGUAUCGGCAGGGCAGCGCCUGCGGCCCAGGGCUCCUCUGUGUGUUUCUUUCUUUCUCCAGCCUCCCAGCCCACCCUCCUCCAAGCAGUGUUGUCUUUCCCACCCAGCGUAUUAACACUACUAAGUCUUUCCCCUUAAUUUAUGACUCAGGAUUCAUUCUCAUCCUGCCCACUCUAGGCUCAGAGAUGUCAAAUCAAGUGCUAGACAAACCAGCUGCUGCGGGGCCGGGGCCCGGAUGUAGGCCCCGGUGGGGCCUCUGCUGCCUCUUACACUGAGCCCUUGCAUGGUCGGUGGGGUGCUGAGCUUGGUCGUCAUCCGCUGCCGCGGCAAGCUCCAGGUCACUGUCCCGCCUUCGUGCGUGCACCGUGGACUGCAGGCAGACAGGAGCUCAGAGAUGCAGCGUGAGGCUCUUUUCAGAACGACUGGCCACUCGCUGCCUUGAAUUCCCUAUUGCUUCGGCGCACUGGGCUAUGUGUUACCUCCUUGAGAUAAUAAAAGAAUAACGUUUUCUAUGA
Chinchilla lanigera (long-tailed chinchilla) is the source of this 3006-nucleotide messenger RNA. RefSeq names its product farnesyltransferase, CAAX box, beta (gene Fntb). Gene Ontology annotation, molecular function: protein farnesyltransferase activity. Gene Ontology annotation, biological process: protein farnesylation. The record is from RefSeq and is a predicted model, not a curated record. The transcript has 12 exons. Gene Ontology annotation, cellular component: protein farnesyltransferase complex. The coding region runs from base 399 to 1712 and encodes 437 amino acids. Lineage: Eukaryota; Metazoa; Chordata; Mammalia; Rodentia; Chinchillidae.